This is a messenger RNA of Fusarium oxysporum Fo47, 1084 nucleotides long. RefSeq lists its product as uncharacterized. Bases 412 to 795 code for a protein of 127 amino acids. The transcript has a single exon. NCBI's taxonomy places the organism in Eukaryota, Fungi, Ascomycota, Sordariomycetes, Hypocreales, Nectriaceae. The record is from RefSeq and is a predicted model, not a curated record.
CUUAUUUCUUACAAGCUACUGAUUAUUUUCUUUACUAUGGCUCUACCUAUUGCUGAUCUUAAAGAGCAUCCUGCAUGGAUAUAUAACCCUUCUACUGAUCUUCAAGAGUAUCCUGAUUGGAUACAUGACCCUGAAUUACGGACGCCACGCUUCGAUGGAGACCCUCGAUGUCGUCGCAGCAUUUUCAUCCGCUUAGAGCAGGCGUUAACGCACGGCGGCCAUAGACCCCACCAAUGAGGGUUCGCCAUCAUACGUACUGCUUAUGGCCCAGAAUCAGAUGAACAGUUCCAGCACUCCUUGACUCUUAUUGGCCGUAUAGCUCAAGUAUGGUCUGACGAUGAGAUUGCUGGCUGUAAGACGCUGCUGGCAUAUCUGAAGGAGAAUAACAUAGAGCGGCUUGGCCGUGUCUCUAUGGAAGUCGACACACGACCAAAUCACGAAUUUACACGCCGCUACCAGAAUGAUAUUUUGCAAGAUAAACAGCAGCUUGAUGGCGCUUCAGUAGCUACAGUGCGUAGGUAUUUUAAUGACUGGAUUGCAUCCAACAAUGGCACGUCAGUCGCUGGCGAUGUACGCUUUACUACAUGUAACAUGCUGGACGCCGAGGCCCUGCUUCAACUUGUCGAGGCGCCUCAAGACCUCGGGCUUGACUCUAAUUCGAGCGAAUUCUUCAGGUCGCAGUAUUGGGUGAAGAUGGUGGACGCAAAAUCUGGAUAUGAAGAGGCCUUUCGUGCUCUUCUCUAUGCUGGGGAUGGUCUCGCAGAAUAUUGGUUUCACAGAAAUAGAUCGCGAUGAUUGGUUGUCCACAGAAAGAACAGCGAGAACCCGGGAGUUCUGUAUUAUGGCUUUGCACCGUGUGAGUUGACUCCCCAUGAGCAAGCAAUGCAAGAUGCGUUCAAGGCACAUAUGAAGCAGGGGACGGGUAUUAGAGGCGAUCAAAAAAAGAACUGAUCUACAGUUGAGAAGAUUCGCGAUUCGUAUGUAGUCAUCAUGGACCAAGAUAGAGAAAAAGGACCUAACGUGUAGCUAGACUAUCAUGUUGUGUCCGACCAGUCAUCUAUAGGAAGUUAUCAGAAGAAAGAAA